AUGAGCGUCUCCUUUUUUGUUCAGGAGGUGCGUUCAAACCCCGCUGUCGAUGCUGAAACAGCAGCUGUGACAAGUCUCAACACGCUCUUUCAUAAGUCAGGGCUGUACCUUUCUACGGCCUCCACGCAGCUUCACGUGACGCCAGAAGCGGUUUGUGUCAUUGACGCCCAGGACCUCUACGCAAUCGCACGAUAUGCCCACAUUCUUGUCACCAACAGAGAUGUGCAGUGUGACUUUAGUGCUCUUUCCAGUGUGUUGUGGAACCAGGUGAAGAAUGUCGGUGACAGGAUUGAUGUGUAUCUUCAUUUACUGGAGAGCGCGGGUCACGCACGACAGUCAAGAGCUGCGUUGGACUUGCAGCCGUUACAUCUUACGCUGCUGACCCACGCGCUCUACAUUUUACGGCAAAUUGAGGAGCCUCACGCAAGGCAGGAAGUACGAGAUGCAGUCAGCAUCGUGCAAAAGGAUGUUGAAAUGGUGGUGCGACUCGGAAAGAAACUUUUGCACGUCCUUGGUGACGCUUUGGACAAAAGUGGCGUUGCUGACAACCGUUUUCUGCUAGCAGCGGAGAUGGCUUUGUGCGCAGCGGAGAUGUUUGCUGCUUCCAUCGCGUCACGGAGUGCCAUUGAUGUGAGCCCUCUAAUCACUUUUUUCAAUUCAGAGGCCUCGUGGCGGCUCAGUGGGAUAAGUAUCGAGGCGACGGGAAGUUACUGUGGUGCACUACAUCGACUUAUUCGUACCCUCUUCGCUAGACAAAACGACUUCGAUGGUGUGGAACGCGUGACGGCGAAGCUGCUUGUGAACCGGCUGACGACGAGACCACCAUUUGACUGGGAAAUGUUCAAGAGAAUACACCCGCCGCACAAGGGGACCGUAACACCGCAGUACAUCGUCCUUUGCAACAUGAGUACCGUGCAACUCUGCAUUCGGAAGCUGCUGCUACAGAAUCAUUCCUAUGUAAGUGCCUUGAAGAAAAACUGUAUACGUCUCUUACAGGAAAUGAGUUCUCGAAAAGAGAUGCUUUCCUUCUACCAGGUCCCGCUGCUUGCCGCGCUUCAAGGAAUGCCAGAGUUUGAUCUCUCUGACGAUGCGCAGCUGCAGCUACGAGCGGUGGAAACUCACCUAGGAAAUAAUGAACAGAUAAUGCAACCCAACUUUCUUCGGAUUCUGAUGGCGUAUGGAUACACCGUCCCACAUGAGCAACACAAUCCACUAACCCGUGGGUCUGUUCUCUCUCUAUUUAGGGCUGUGACUGAGCAACUUUUCCAACUCCCCAUGAUUCAAUCUGGUAAUGUGAACAAAAUGACCCACACCCUUUUGCAGCCACCUGUCCCGACACUGUCGUUUAUUCGCCUAGUGGUCGAGGCAUCAUCCAAUGAUGUGGAAACGGCUUCUGAGGUUCUUGCCGAGAUGAUGAAGGUUCUCACAACGAUGUAUGAGGCGAGCGUAGCGCAAUGUGAGCUCUACCAAACUCCGGUGCGGGUAUCCAAACCGCUGCGGCGAGUCCUUGCACUUACGAUGACGUUAUUGUUCGAGUUUUUUAGAUUCCCAUCGUUCGUAAAGGCUGUCAACCACAUCACCGCAUUGGAGGCGCUUGCGAGGAUCUACGCCAUAGCGCGAUUGUACGUAACUGCCGAAAGCAAUGCAACUGAGACUGAGAGGAAAAGCGCUAUGAGAUUACUCGUGAGGAUGGCCGCGAAACUUGUUGUGGUAUCCGAAAGCAUGAAGGUGCCGGAGGUGAACACAUUUUUCGUGGAUUCCCUUUUGCCACUCAGCUCGAUGGAGUCGCUGACACACCGUAACCACCAACAGUAUGCACUGCUUGAGGCAUACCUAAGAGCAUUUGCCUCCGGCGCCGUUGUGACGGUGAUGGAGGAGGAAACACUGCUGAAACAUUGGGUUGAUGUCUCACUGCGUUGCAUUACAAAUCGCCUUAGUGGCGCGUUAGCCGUGGCGGGAUUAACGUUUCUUUCCGCCGUUUUCCUGUCGAAACGGGCUGUCGCCCCUCUUUUUGUACCAACGUACGUGGAGUUGAUGGUCCCCACUUCGCAGCCUUCGCGUUAUGGGGAGCCGCCCCUAUAUUUGACGCGACGCUUCGCUAAAACUGUGCGCGCGUGUUGUCAGGCGCUCGAGGGUUGCGAUGAGCGUGCGCUGGAAGAAAUUAUCCAUGAUCAAAACUCAUCUGUUGCCAAAGUUGUAAGGGAUAUGUUUGGAAACGACAAGAAUCUAUCGUUGCUUGAAAAUAUCCGGCCUAUAAGUAGUAUACUUUUAGUUGUUUCAUCACUGUUUGACAAAGUGUGUGCUCUCUUAGGGAAUACGGCCGGACCCGCCCUUGCCACCACUCAAGACCGAUUGGCCAGGUUUCAGGUAUAUUACUCAGCGCUAAUUAACCUUCUACAGUGCCGCAGUACUGCUGUACUACAUCGAGUGUGUGCUUCCGUAGAAGCCGUAAUGUUGGAGCAGCUUCGUGGUGUACCAAGUGUGCAGGCACAAUGGAUUAAGCACAUUGGAAACAUUGUUGAUUCACUUCAGGGAAUAGGAAAGACAGCUGUUGCAGAGUGGUUUCUCGUUCUGAGUGAGAGGACAAAGAAAAUGAUUCCGCACGCGAGGCUGUAA
This is a messenger RNA of Trypanosoma brucei brucei TREU927, 2616 nucleotides long. RefSeq lists its product as hypothetical. NCBI's taxonomy places the organism in Eukaryota, Euglenozoa, Kinetoplastea, Trypanosomatida, Trypanosomatidae. Bases 1 to 2616 code for a protein of 871 amino acids. The transcript has a single exon. The record is from RefSeq and is a predicted model, not a curated record.